CAUUAUCAUGUUGUUCAACUUGUCGUUAAAUUUAACGAGUCGUUUAAAAUUGUCAAAGUGUCGUUAUAUUUAAUCGACCUCAUUGAGGGUGAUUAAAUUUUAAUCAGUUGAUUAACCACAAUCUAAGAUGGCUGUCAAUGUUUUGUUUCAACCACCUGUUGUAAGAAGAGAGAGACAUUUUCGCGGUUUUGACCCUCUAGAAAGGGAAUUUUCUGAUGAGGAGCUGAGGCAGAGAUAUAGAUUUGGCUGGGGGACUAUUGCAUACCUGUCAGAUUUAAUGAGAGGGGAUCUGGAGCGUGGGACAAACAAGGAGACAGCCCUUUCAGUGGAACAACAGGUAAUGAUUGCCUUGAGGUUUUAUGGAAGUGGAUCACACUUGCAAGUAGUUGGGGACACGAUGGGAUUUGACAAAUCAACUGUGUCUCGGGUGAUUAACCGUGUGACGGAUGCAUUAGUUGCCAUGAAGGAUGAUUUUAUAUCGUGGCCAGAUAAUCAGAGGAAGAAUGUGAUAAGGGCUGGGUUUUAUGAAAAGGCAGGUUUUCCAAACGUGGUUGGAUGCAUUGAUGGGACUCACAUACGGAUUACUGGGCCUAGCAUUGAUGAACCAGCAUUUGUUAACCGAAAGGGGUUCCACAGCAUCAACGUACAAGCCAUUUGUGACCAUGAAGGUAAUUUAAAACACUGUAUUAUACCUAUUUUAUGUUUACAACAUGCUUUGUGUGCGUCCUUUUUCUUGACAUCUUCAAUCGUCCUUGACCAUAUACAUGACUGGUUUUCUGUUGAACUGGUUUUCAGCUAAUUUGAAAAUCGAUGGAAAAAGAAAGACACUCAAUCUUGUCGUACUUUCUAUUGGAUCCGUAGACUCAUUGCUUUUUACCAGAGACAUAUAUGGUCAUAUAUACACAUAAUGGGUCUCUGUUUUUACCGUUUCACUUUUAAAUAGGCUGGAUCGAGUGAACUGCUAAGAGUUAAUGAACAUAAAUUUAUUGAUCAAAAUAGUAAUAUAGAUUUGCCCACCCAACCCUUAUCUGCUUUAGGUAGAAUUUGUCACUGUCAGGCUUAUAAACUUUGAAACGUCAACAAAUAGUGUACCCCAUGCAGUUUGAAGGAAUUCUAGAUCUACCUCUAAACGUUUCAGUUAGAAGA
This is a messenger RNA of Mytilus trossulus (common blue mussel), 1146 nucleotides long. RefSeq names its product putative nuclease HARBI1. Bases 128 to 799 code for a protein of 223 amino acids. Lineage: Eukaryota; Metazoa; Mollusca; Bivalvia; Mytilida; Mytilidae. The transcript has a single exon. The record is from RefSeq and is a predicted model, not a curated record.